ACUAGACAUAUGUCAUGUCUAUGGCUGAGACGGCCGCUGCAGCGCAGGCCCGUCCUGGAAAGGGCCGCCGCCCCAAGGCUGGGCGUGGCGGUGGGGGUGGUGGGGGUGGUUGGGGUGGAGGAGGUGGUGGAACCGGGUCGCCCGCUGGGGGUGCUGACGAGGGCCCUGGGCCUAGCACCACCGAGCAGCAGCAGGUCCCCUCGCUCGUCCAGCAGCCGCAGCAACCACUGCCGCAGCAGCAGCAGCAGCCACUGCCGCAGCAGCAGCAGCAGCAGCAGCCGCAGCAUCAGCAGCAGCGGCAGCGGCGGCUUCUUGCCUAGACUACUAGGACUAGAUUCCUGUUCGCCUCAUUGCCUGCCCUAGAAACACAGAAAUUUUCUGUUUAACGUUAACAAAAUAUCGACCACUCACGCCGCCUUUCUGCAGCAUCAGUCGUCCCACCAAGCCGCAUCGCGCAGUGUUUUUCGAAUUAUAAGACUGGCCUUCCAUCUCCCGAUGUGGAGGUGCGCUCUCAUGGGACGCCCCAUCAGCAUAAGUCUCGGCGCACUGUUCGUGCUGACGUGUCUCGCCGCCGUUUCCCCCGUCCGCUGUGUGCCCGACGCCGCCUCCCAAAGUGCGUUUCUUCCAGGGCGAAUUCUCGAUCUCUGGGAAAAAUUCACUGGUUGCGAGCGCAAAUGAAUGCUGAGUUUCAGGGUGACACGAAGGAAUCAAGGCGUUCGCCCACCUCGAACCCCUAGGCGGCCCUAGUAGGUUUCUCACUCGAUG
This is a messenger RNA of Closterium sp. NIES-67, 765 nucleotides long. The record is from the annotation of a GenBank genome assembly. NCBI's taxonomy places the organism in Eukaryota, Viridiplantae, Streptophyta, Zygnematophyceae, Desmidiales, Closteriaceae.